UCAGAUCGGUCAAUGGUGACUAUGUCAUUUUAAUUCAUUGGCCCAACUCCGAAUCCGACUUAUUUACAGCACACAUCCCUGGCAGAGUACAGGAGAAGGCUAUUCUAUAGUAUAAAUGCUGUCUUUAAACGGAUUAGCGUGGGAUGCCAAUCGUGCCCAUGAGAGAGUGAACAGUGCCACUUUGCACACCUUGGACACAGGGUCCAAAAUCACAUCUUCGCUUCGUUCUUGAGAGGAUGGACACAGCUGUUGCCAUGUUGCUUCAGUAGGCUAAACAAAAAACUUGAACAAUCAAUUGGACUUGUAUGGACCACUAAUCCAGGAAAGAAUGUAGGUGUCUGUAUUUUAGCCAGCUACGAUCCAUCAUGUGAAACACCCGGAUGUUGCAUUUCAAGGAUGUUUGUGGUAGGCUAAAUCUCUGAGGUUAUGUGUACUUUAUUAAAUGUAGUAAAAUAAUUUUGAUUGAACGUUUAGGCUAUUAUUCCACUUCUAUUGUGUUGGGUUUAGAACGGAGUUUCAAUGUGGAUAAGAGAAUGCAAAAAGCAGAGGAACAGCCCGAAGGGGCACAAUAUGCCAGCAGCACCAGAGCCCCUCCCCCUGGUGAUACGCCGGCCCUCUGGUCAGAAAACCCCUCCCAGCCCGAGUCCUGCCGCCAGACCGGCACUAUCUCCUGGCAGGCCGAGAUCCAUGCUGCUCGUAACUCCCAGGGCGACGUCUCCCAGAGCAUGAGCGCCCGCAACUCUGUCCCUGGGGCCACGCCUGCACCGGUAGGCUCGUUGUCACAGAGGAAGAGGCAACAGUACGCCAAGAGCAAGAAGCAGGGCGGCUCCACCAACAGCAGGCCGCCCAGGGCCCUGUUCUGCCUCACCCUCAACAAUCCCAUCCGCAGAGCCUGCAUCAGCCUCGUGGAGUGGAAACCCUUUGAUAUCUUUAUACUGCUCUCUAUUUUUGCCAACUGUGUGGCCUUAGCUGUUUACAUCCCCUUCCCUGAGGACGACUCCAACUCCACCAACCACGACCUGGAAACAGUAGAAUAUGCCUUCCUGAUCAUCUUUACGAUAGAGACCUUUCUGAAGAUCAUAGCGUAUGGUUUAGUCAUGCACCAGAACUCCUACGUAAGGAACGGCUGGAACAUGCUAGAUUUUGUCAUUGUCAUAGUAGGGUUAUUCAGUGUAGUUCUGGAGGUGAUAACCAAAGAGGGUGAUGCGGGGGCUCAGGGGGGUAAACCAGGAGGUUUUGACGUCAAGGCCCUCCGAGCGUUCCGUGUACUCCGUCCCCUCCGUCUUGUCUCAGGAGUACCCAGUUUACAGGUAGUGUUGAACGCCAUCAUUAAAGCCAUGGUUCCUCUGCUCCACAUCGCUCUGCUAGUCCUCUUCGUCAUCAUCAUCUAUGCCAUCAUCGGCCUGGAACUCUUCAUCGGCAAGAUGCACGCCACCUGCUACCUGGUGGGCACCGGCAUUCUGGCAGAGGAGGAGCCUGUUCCGUGUGCAAUGUCAGGCCAUGGGCGCCAGUGCAUGAUGAAUGGGACUGUGUGUAGAGAGGGAUGGCAUGGCCCCAACGGUGGCAUCACCAACUUUGACAACUUCCUGUUUGCCAUGCUUACUGUUUUCCAAUGUAUCACCAUGGAGGGCUGGACUGAUGUUCUCUACUGGAUGAAUGAUGCCAUGGGCUUUGAGCUGCCCUGGGUCUACUUCGUCAGUCUGGUCAUCUUCGGCUCCUUCUUCGUUCUCAACCUGGUUCUGGGAGUGUUAAGCGGAGAGUUUUCCAAGGAGAGAGAGAAGGCCAAGGCUCGUGGAGACUUCCAGAAGCUGAGAGAGAAGCAGCAGCUGGAGGAGGAUCUGAAGGGCUACCUGGACUGGAUCACUCAGGCCGAGGACAUCGACCCUGAGAAUGACGAGGAGGGGGACGAGGAGGGGGGCAAACGCAACCCAAGCAAGCCCGCCAGCGAGACAGAGUCUGUGAACACUGACAACCCCAACGGAGAGGACGAUAAGGCUAACUGCUGUGGACCACUCUGUCAAAAAAUUAUAAAAUCAAAGUACAGUCGGCGAUGGCGUCGCUGGAACCGGUUCUGCCGCAGGAAGUGUCGUGUUGCCGUGAAGUCGGUGUCUUUCUAUUGGCUGGUGAUCAUCCUGGUGUUUCUCAACACGCUCACCAUCUCCUCAGAGCACUACAACCAGCCUAACUGGCUCACGGACGUCCAGGAUGUGGCCAACAAGGUUCUGCUGGCUCUGUUUACGUGUGAGAUGCUGGUGAAGAUGUAUAGUCUGGGCCUGCAGGCCUACUUCGUGUCUCUGUUCAAUCGCUUCGACUGCUUCGUGGUGUGUGGCGGCAUCGUGGAGACCAUCCUGGUGGAGCUGGCCAUCAUGUCUCCCCUGGGCAUCUCUGUGUUUCGUUGUGUCCGCCUGCUACGCAUCUUCAAGGUCACACGCCACUGGGCAUCUCUCAGUAACCUGGUGGCAUCGCUGCUCAACUCCAUGAAGUCCAUCGCCUCCCUCCUGCUCCUGCUCUUCCUCUUCAUCAUCAUCUUCUCUCUGUUGGGCAUGCAGCUCUUCGGAGGCAAGUUCAACUUCGACGAGACGAUAACUAAGAGGAGCACCUUCGACAACUUCCCCCAGGCACUACUCACAGUGUUUCAGAUCCUGACAGGCGAGGAUUGGAAUGCUGUGAUGUAUGACGGCAUCAUGGCGUACGGUGGACCCUUCUCCUCAGGCAUGGUCGUCUGCAUCUACUUCAUAAUCCUCUUUGUCUGUGGAAACUACAUCCUGCUGAACGUCUUCUUGGCCAUCGCCGUUGACAACCUGGCAGAUGCAGAGAGCCUGAACACAGCCCAGAAGGAGGAAGAGGAGGAGAAGGAGAGGAAGAAGAGUGCCAGAGAUGACACUGAUAAGAUGGAGGAACUGAAACCUGAGGGCCAGGAUGGGGAUCUCAAGGUUCCACUGGAGGAGGAAGACGAGAAGGAGCCGUAUCCCACUCCAGACACUCCAGUUGGUGAUGAUGACAAUGAUGAUGAUAAUCUGCCAGAGGUUCCGGUUGGGCCACGCCCUCAAAGGCUGUCAGACCUCAGCAUCAAGGAGAAGACUCCGCCCAUCCCUGAGGGCAGUGCUUUCUUCAUCUUCAGCAACACUAACCCGGUCCGAGUGGCCUGCCACAAGCUGAUCAAUCACCACAUCUUCACCAACCUCAUCCUGGUGUUCAUCAUGCUGAGCUCUGUGUCUCUGGCUGCUGAGGACCCCAUACGCAACUUCUCCGCACGCAACAUCAUACUUGGUUAUUUUGACUAUGCUUUCACGGCAAUCUUUACUGUUGAGAUCCUAUUGAAGAUGACAGCUUUUGGGGCUUUCCUCCAUAAAGGAGCCUUCUGCAGGAACUACUUCAACCUGCUGGACCUACUGGUGGUUGGAGUCUCUCUGGUGUCCUUUGGCAUUCAGUCAUCUGCCAUCUCUGUGGUCAAGAUCUUGCGUGUGUUGAGGGUGUUGCGGCCCCUGAGGGCCAUCAACAGAGCCAAGGGCCUCAAGCAUGUGGUCCAGUGUGUAUUUGUGGCCAUCAGGACCAUUGGCAACAUCAUGAUCGUCACCACGCUGUUACAGUUCAUGUUCGCCUGCAUAGGAGUGCAGCUAUUCAAGGGCAAGUUCUAUCGCUGCACAGACGAGGCCAAGUCCAGCCCAGAGGAAUGCAAAGGCACAUACAUCCUGUAUAAGGAUGGAGACACAGCCUUGCCUGCAGUUAGGGAGAGGAUCUGGUACAACAGUGACUUCAACUUUGACAACGUCCUCAUGGCCAUGAUGGCUCUGUUCACCGUCUCUACAUUUGAAGGCUGGCCUGCUCUGCUCUACAAGGCCAUCGACUCCAACAGAGAGAAUAUGGGUCCCAUCUACAACUACCGCGUGGAGAUCUCCAUCUUCUUCAUCAUCUACAUCAUCAUCAUCGCCUUCUUCAUGAUGAACAUCUUUGUCGGUUUCGUCAUCGUCACUUUCCAGGAGCAGGGAGAGAAAGAGUACAAGAACUGUGAGCUGGACAAGAACCAGCGUCAGUGUGUGGAGUAUGCUCUGAAGGCUCAUCCACUGAGAAGGUACAUCCCUAAGAACCCCUACCAGUAUAAGUUCUGGUAUGUGGUCAACUCCACAGGCUUUGAGUACGUCAUGUUCGUCCUCAUCAUCCUCAACACACUGUGUCUGGCCAUCCAGCACUAUGGCCAGUCUCACCUGUUCAACUAUGCCAUGGACAUCCUCAACAUGGUCUUCACUGGCGUCUUCACUGUGGAGAUGAUCUUUAAACUCAUCGCCUUCAAACCCAGGCACUAUUUCGCCGAUGCAUGGAACACAUUUGAUGCCUUAAUUGUUGUUGGUAGCGUCGUUGACAUUGCAAUCACAGAGAUCAAUAACACUGAGGACAGUGCUCGCAUCUCCAUCACAUUCUUCCGUUUGUUUCGAGUCAUGCGAUUGGUCAAGCUGCUCAGCAGAGGGGAGGGCAUCCGAACGCUCCUGUGGACCUUCAUUAAGUCCUUCCAGGCUCUUCCCUAUGUUGCCCUUCUGAUAGCCAUGUUAUUCUUCAUCUAUGCUGUUAUUGGAAUGCAGGUGUUUGGAAAGAUUGCCUUGGUAGACCACACACAGAUUAACCGAAACAACAACUUCCAGACCUUUCCUCAAGCUGUCCUGAUGCUCUUCAGGUGUGCUACAGGUGAGGCGUGGCAGGAGAUCAUGCUGGCAUGUCUGCCAGGGAAGCUGUGUGACUCGGAGUCAGACUACAACCCUGGAGAGGAGAAAACCUGUGGCAGCGGAUUCGCCAUUAUCUACUUCAUCAGCUUCUACAUGCUCUGCGCCUUCCUGAUCAUCAACUUGUUUGUUGCUGUCAUCAUGGAUAACUUUGACUAUCUGACGCGUGAUUGGUCCAUUCUGGGCCCUCACCACCUGGAUGAGUUUAAAAGGAUCUGGUCUGAAUACGACCCUGAGGCCAAGGGCAGGAUAAAGCAUCUGGAUGUGGUGACCUUGCUGAGACGCAUCCAGCCUCCUCUAGGCUUCGGCAAGCUGUGUCCACACAGAGUGGCCUGCAAGAGACUGGUUGCAAUGAACAUGCCCCUGAACAGUGAUGGCACGGUCAUGUUCAAUGCCACUCUGUUUGCCUUGGUGAGGACUGCUCUGAAGAUCAAAACUGAAGGCAACUUGGAACAGGCCAAUGAGGAGUUGCGAGCGGUCAUCAAGAAGAUCUGGAAGAGGACCAGCAUGAAGCUGUUGGACCAAGUGGUGCCCCCUGCAGGCGAUGACGAGGUAACCGUGGGGAAGUUUUAUGCCACCUUCCUGAUACAGGACUACUUCAGGAAAUUCAAGAAACGCAAAGAGCAAGGCCUGGUGGGAAGACACUCAUUCUCCAGCCUGAACUCCACCAUCGCCCUCCAGGCUGGCCUCCGCACACUGCAUGAUAUUGGGCCCGAAAUUCGCCGAGUCAUAUCAUGUGACCUACAAGACGAGGGCCUUGUAGACAUGAAUGCAGAAGAAGAUGAUGAGGUGUCUAGGAGGAACGGCGUGCUGUUCGCCAACCACACCAAUCACAUUAACGGGGACCACCGGGGUUCUGUCACCCAGCGGCCCCUCCAGGUCCCGCCUCCUUCCUGCCACGCAUUCGUGGAGCCCUCUCAGGUCGGCCCUGAGGAAGGGGCUGGUGACCCCCACCCCUACAACCACUACUACCCCAAAUCCCCCAUGUCCUCCAACGCCAACCUCAACAACGCCAACAUCCCCACUGUGCCCUCCCUGACCAAAGGGGGGCAGCGGUGCUGCCUCCGCCGCGAGCACUCGUCCGCUAAUGGGACACCCUCCUCCAGCUCACACCGCAAGAGUGUUGACUUUGACACCCUCACCACGGUCCAGUCGGCAAGGAGGCUCUACUAUGACACCUACAUUAGGUCAGAAUCAGGGGGUGUUCUGUACCCAACCAUCCGUAGAGAGAAGCCAGGGGGAGCAGACAGUGAUGAUGACAAGGGCUCAGGAGAAUACUUCAGUGGCGAGGAGUACCAGGAGGAUGACAUCAUGUUGCACAAUGACAGGAUGCCCCAUAAGGAGUUUCAAGACCUUCAAACUGACUUGGACACAAAUGCAUCGAGGGGUUACCAUCAACUGGAUAUUCUCUUUGACGACGACCAACAACCCAUUUACCAAGAUGGUGGGCGGUCGCCAAAGCGACGGUUGUUCCCCUCUACACCUCAGGCGCCCCACAGACCCUCCUUCAACUUUGAGUGUCUGCGGAGACAUAGCAGUCAGGAUGAUGACAUCCCCUUGACCCCUUCCGUUCCCCAUCGAACAGCUCUACCCCUGCAUCUGAUGCAGCAACAGGUGAUGGCAGUGGCUGGCUUGGACUCCAGCAGAGUCCAGCGUCUCUCUCCAUCACGCUCUCUACGUUCCUGGGCCACGCCCCCCACCUCCCCCAUCAGCAGGGACCACUCCCCCUACUACACCCCCCUCAUCCAGGUGGACUGGCGUGGUCCGGGCAGUGUGAGCAGCACCCCUGGCUCUGUGAGAAGAAGCUCCUGGUACACUGAUGCCCCGGAAGCCCCUUUGAGCCUCACCUACUCCCCCUCACAGCUCCAGAUCCCCCCAGAGUACCGCAGGCAGUACCACCAGAAGAUAGGCAGUGCCAACAGCCUAGUGGAGGCAGUGCUGAUUUCAGAAGGACUGGGGAAAUACGCCAAGGACCCCAAAUUUGUGGCGGCGACGAAGCAUGAGAUCGCGGACGCCUGCGAAAUGACCAUCGACGAGAUGGAGAGUGCUGCCAGCAACCUGCUGAAUGGCAGUAUGGGUAAUGGAGCGGGGGCAACGGGGGCCACGGAUAAAGUGACGGCCACGAGCCUCAGGGACCGUAAUCUCCAUGACUACAGUGAUGAGGAGCCGGACAUGAGUGUGAAAUGUGAAGAGGAUCUGACUGAUGAGAUGAUAUGCAUCAGCACCCUAUAGCAGUCAGUCACAUAGGCAGCCUGACAUGGCACCCUAUAGCAGUCAGUCACAUAGGCAGCCUGACAUGGCACCCUAUAGCAGUCAGUCACAUAGGCAGCCUGACAUGGCACCCUAUAGCAGUCAGUCACAUAGGCAGCCUGACAUGGCACCCUAUAGCAGUCAGUCACAUAGGCAGCCUGACAUGGCACCCUAUACCGUAUGAAGUGCACUUGUGCACUAUAUAGGGAGAGAUGUGCCUUUUGGAGUGCCUUUCUUUCUGUGGAAGGAAUAGAUGGAUGGAAACACUGCCCGCUGGAGAGGAGUGGAGGGAUGGCGGGACACGCUAAGGAUCCAACUACAGAGGAGUGGAGUUAUGGAGGGACACGCUAAGGAUCCAACUACAGAGGAGUGGAGGGAUGGAGGGACACGCUAAGGAUCAAACUACAGAGGAGUGGAGGGAUGGAGGGACACGCUAAGGAUCCAACUACAGAAUGGAGAGAUGGAGGGACACGCUAAGGAUCCAACUACAGAGGAGUGGAGUUAUGGAGGGACAUGCUAAGGAUCCAACUACAGAGGAGUGGAGGGAUGGAGGGACAUGCUAAGGAUCCAACUACAGAGGAGUGGAGGGAUGGAGGGACACGCUAAGGAUCCAACUACAGAGGAGUGGAGGGAUGGAGGGACACGCUAAGGAUCCAACUACAGAGGAGUGGAGGGAUGGAGGGACACGCUAAGGAUCCAACUACAGAGGAGUGGAGUUAUGGAGGGACACGCUAAGGAUCCAACUACAGAGGAGUGGAGGGAUGGAGGGACACGCUAAGGAUCCAACUACAGAGGAGUGGAGGGAUGGAGGGACACGCUAAGGAUCCAACUACAGAAUGGAGAGAUGGAGGGACACGCUAAGGAUCCAACUACAGAGGAGUGGAGUUAUGGAGGGACAUGCUAAGGAUCCAACUACAGAGGAGUGGAGGGAUGGAGGGACAUGCUAAGGAUCCAACUACAGAGGAGUGGAGGGAUGGAGGGACACGCUAAGGAUCCAACUACAGAGGAGUGGAGGGAUGGAGGGACACGCUAAGGAUCCAACUACAGAGGAGUGGAGGGAUGGAGGGACACGCUAAGGAUCCAACUACAGAGGAGUGGAGUUAUGGAGAGACACGCUAAGGAUCCAACUACAGAGGAGUGGAGUUAUGGAGGGACACGCUAAGGAUCCAACUACAGAGGAGUGGAGUUAUGGAGGGACACGCUAAGGAUCCAACUACAGAGGAGUGGAGGGAUACGCUAAGGAUCCAACUACAGAAUGGAGAGAUGGACGGACACGCUAAGGAUCCAACUACAGAAUGGAGAGAUGGACGGACACGCUAAGGAUCCAACUACAGAAUGGAGUUAUGGAGGGACAUGCUAAGGAUCCAACUACAGAAUGGAGUUAUGGAGGGACAUGCUAAGGAUCCAACUACAGAGGAGUGGAGUUAUGGAGGGACAUGCUAAGGAUCCAACUACAGAGGAAUGGAGUUAUGGAGGGACACGCUAAGGAUCCAACUACAGAGGAGUGGAGUUAUGGAGGGACACGCUAAGGAUCCAACGACAGAGGAGUGGAGUUAUGGAGGGACAUGCUAAAGAUCCAACUACAGAGGAGUGGAGUUAUGGAGGGACACGCUAAGGAUCCAACUACAGAGGAGUGGAGUUAUGGAGGGACACGCUAAGGAUCCAACUACAGAGGAGUUUCACCCCUUUCUUUCUCUCUGUCUGGCAACACCCAGUGAAACAGAGAGUGAGAUAUAGGUAGGGGUUGUCCCUUAGGGGAUGCAGUAAUGCUAGGUUUGCAGUGCACUCAGGAUGAGUAGGAUUAGUGUCACCGCCUCAAUGACUUCAUACAGAAAUCACAUAUCAGUGACAUCACGUUCCAAUCCUCAGGCAUAUCCCCCCCUGCCUCCCAUUUGCCUUACCCUCUGCACAGAGAUACUGAGAAUAGUGAGUCAUAGGUGUAGUGGCCAUUUUACAGACCGCUUUUUGAAACUGUGAACAACCAACAUACAAGAAAACAGUGUAUUCUAAUAUCACACACUCAUUCCUGCCCAAGUAAUCAGGGAUGACAGGGUUCCGAUCGAUAGACACAUGUACAGGUACAGACACUAGAAACCAUGUUGUUUUAGUGGAAGGAAAAAGCUAUUAAGUUGUAGAUAUUUUUUAAACCCUGUAAGAAAAAUAAACUAUAGAAAAGUGAUGCUUUAUAUUUGGUUAAUUAUGAAUCGUUACAGGUAUAGCAAUAUCGUCCCCAUGCCUAUGUUUUAUUUGUGAAUUAAUAUGAAAUUAUAUUUUAUAAUCUUGUCGCCUUUUUUCCGCUAGAAUGCAUUAUGUUUAAGCAUAGUAGUUUAAGGAGGAUAAUGUUGAUUUAGAAUGACUAUGAUGUCAAAAAGAGCUGCUUUCACUGAAGUAUAUGUACAGUAUGGCUCUACAGAAGGAGGGUUUGCCAUUUACCAUCUUAGCUCACUGCCAACAGAGAUAAAUAGUUUCAGGUUACAUUGAGGACAACUGUUUUUCAUUGUGUAUUGUACAGCACUAGAGCAGUUUAACUGUUUACUGUGUUUCUUCUUCAACUGGGUACUGUCAUGGAAAUGUGUUCAUGUCCUGUCAACCUUUACAGUAUGUGCAAUGAAAGGGCUCUUUCAAAAAAAUACCAAAAGGGAAAAUCUAUGCUUUGAAGACACAUAGCUGUGGCCAAUAAAGCUGUAUGACUAAUAUGCAUUUUCCAAACGUGUAAAGUCAAGUUCAACAUAAACCCAUGUCAUGUCAGGGAUCUUUGUGAAAUGGCGUCAGGAAAUGUAAAUUCCUUAACAAUGGAAUAUAGUGUUUACAACGACUAGGGUUUCCUCAGCAUAACUCCCAUCUUUCUCUUGACACAGAACAACGCUCUCAGUUCAACACUGAAACAUGGCAUAGUGAUGGCCACUCAGUGGGGUUUUAUCUAGAAGGGAUAAUACAGCUUUGGUCAAAAUGUACUUUUCACAUAGCAGGUUAGGAGAAAUAGGUUAAGGUUAGGAAAAGCGUUAAGGUUAGCUAAAAAUAAUUUUAAAAAUAACUUUGACAUCAAUUUGACAAAAGUUGUAUCCCAUCUAGAAAUGACCACUCAGUGAGUGUUUAGGCUCAGUGGGGUUCAAAUCCUGACACAACGGUAUGCAUGCAUGCCUUCCAGGACCGGUAAUGAUACCUACUGCACCAGAGGUUAUAUCAUUGGCUCAAAAUGUCUUUGAGAUGGUGAGACCGUACUUUUCCUGGGGCUAUGUACAGUUGAAGUCAGAAGUUUACAUACACUUAGGUUGAAGACCUCGUUUUUCAACCACUCCACAAAUUUCUUGUUAACAAACUAUAGUUUUGACAAGUCGGUUAGGACAUCUACUUUGUGCAUGACACAAGUCAUUUUUCCAAAACUUGUUUACAGACAGAUUAUUUCACUUAUAAUUCACUGUAUCACAAUUCCAGUGGUU
Molecule: messenger RNA, 10405 nt
Organism: Salmo salar (Atlantic salmon)
Lineage: Eukaryota; Metazoa; Chordata; Actinopteri; Salmoniformes; Salmonidae
Source: RefSeq, a predicted model, not a curated record